CAUGGACUGCCAACUUUGCGCACUAAGGCUGUAUUUUUCAUUGAAACAAGUCCUGUUCACUGAGGCGUCAUUGGUUGCAGUGUAAAGUGACUUCCGGUGGAUUUUUUUUUACGAUGAAAGGAAACCAUCGCCGAACAUUUUAACCACCAUAUUCAAAAGAAAUCAUGAAUGAAAUCGCUACCAUAAUAGAAGAUAUUACAGAGGAGCAAAUCUCAGUCAUUAACUUGGAGCAUGAAUCGCAUCAAGGUUUACCACAAGUAAACCUGCAUAUUGUCAAGGAUGUGUGUAGUAAGUUGCAUAAAGAAAUCAGUUUUCCUGUGCAGUUUAAGCAUGCAUUGCAAAAUAUUGAUUAUGACAAGCUUGCUGAUAGUUUAAUGUUUCUGAAUGAUUGCCUGGUCACCAAGAGCAGAUUUGUAUCUAGUUGUACUGAAAGAGCAUGGAGAAAUUAUUACCGAUCGUAUAUAUUAAACAUGGGCCUUGUAAAGGAGGUUGUAAAAUGUCAGCAGCUAUCAGCGUGGAUAUCACUUAAAGUUUUUGAACAUCUAAUAAUAUUGGCUUAUGGGAACAAAACAUAUAGUCUAUGAUUAUGACUCACUUUGUAGAACUCUUUUUCAUGUGAGUGUAGAGCCCUAUUUAGGAGAGACAUUCCCGUCCAUAUACAACACAGUCAAUUAUGGCAUUGGUGGUGAGGAGCCUGGCAUUUUUUAUUUGGCACGUUUUUCUUAUAAAGCUGAGGCCGAUGCUUUUUCGCUGUCCCUAG
Molecule: messenger RNA, 760 nt
Organism: Biomphalaria glabrata
Lineage: Eukaryota; Metazoa; Mollusca; Gastropoda; Planorbidae
Exons: 4
Coding region: 165-584 (139 amino acids)
Source: RefSeq, a predicted model, not a curated record